This is a messenger RNA of Nymphaea colorata (pocket water lily), 1439 nucleotides long. RefSeq lists its product as uncharacterized. The transcript has a single exon. The coding region runs from base 121 to 1212 and encodes 363 amino acids. The record is from RefSeq and is a predicted model, not a curated record. Lineage: Eukaryota; Viridiplantae; Streptophyta; Magnoliopsida; Nymphaeales; Nymphaeaceae. Gene Ontology annotation, molecular function: RNA nuclease activity.
GAUUCUGAACUCUGUACCUUCCUCGCUUUAUAAAUUAUACCUUGGGAUUAUCGUCUGUUACAUAGCAGAGGAAUUAGUAUUACUUUCUGCUUAACUUUAAUUUGUGAAUGCGUUGUUCAAAUGGAUGCCAUUUCACGAAGAUCCUUGCGAUUAUACUCCCGCUUAUCUCUGGUACUGCCUCUCAGGAUGUUAGUUCAUACUGGUAAUGUCAAUUCUAUUUUGCCGGAGCCAAAAAGAACUGUCGAUAGUAGUGUAGGGAUCUUUUGGGAUUUGGAUAAUAAACCACCAACCUCGGUUCCUCCUUAUGAUGCUGCUGUUAGGCUUAAGAUAGCUGCUUCAGGAUUUGGUGUGGUGCGAUACAUGGUGGCGUAUGCAAAUAGACAUGCUUUCACUUACGUUCCACCAGAUGUGAGAUUACAAAGGAGAGAGAGGAAGGCGUUGGAUCGUGCAGAAAGUAGAGGAUUGGCAAAACCUGAUGUUCCAUAUAUUUGUCGAGUAUGUGGGAGGAAAUUCCACACAAACGUCAAGCUAGUUAAUCAUUUCAAGGAAUUGCACGAGAGAGAGCAGAUAAAGCGGAUGAAUCGACUCAACUCAGCUAAGGGGAAACGGAGGAUAGAGUUGGCCGGCAAGAUGGCAAUGAAAAUAGAGAAGUACAAGGCUGCAGCUAGAGAUAUCUUGACUCCGAAGGUUGGAUACGGACUGGCUGGUGAAAUCAAACGCGCGGGUUUCUGGGUUAGGACGGUACCUGAUAAGCCACAAGCCGCUGACAUUGCACUUAGAGAUCAUAUACUGGAGACAAUGGAGCGUGGACUUAAGUGCUUGGUUCUUGUGUCAGAUGACUCAGAUUUUGUUGAUGUAUUGAAGGAGGCGAGGUAUAAAAGUCUGAAAACAGUUGUAGUAGGGGAUAAAAAUGAUGGAGCACUCAAAAGAUGUGCUGACACCAGUUUCUCAUGGCAUGACAUUGCAUCCGGAAAGGCUAAGAAGGAAGCUGUAUCAACUGUAAGCCGAUGGAAUGAUCGUGAAAUAUUGAAGAAACUGGAGUGGACUUAUGUACCGAAGGUUGAGAUCAGUGAUUCUGUUGAUUUUGAACUUGAAACAGAUACAGAGUGUGAGAAUGCAUGUAUCCAUACAGAUGAGGGCCUAGAGGGAAAUCAAAAUUCCAGUCCAUGGUGGAAAUUGGACUCUGAUUCUGAUAACAUAAUUUCUAAGUGAUGGUGAUUGGAACUUGAAACAGAUUCGGAGUGUGAGAAUGCACAUAUCCACACUGAUGAGGGCCUACAGGAAAUCAAAAUUCCAGUCCAUGGUGGAAAUUGGACUCUGAUUCUGAUAACAUAAUUUCUAAGUGAUGUUUCAUAUUUUUAUACAAUCCAGAAAUAUGUUGAAAUUGAUUUCCUUUUUCAAUUUGAAAUGCAAAACAAACUUUCUGGCACUGACUAAAA